GUUGGUUUUUUCGACUUAUGGGUUGGGUUUUCCCGAGGAAUGACAUGACUAUCUUCCGAUUCACAUUUUUGACCCGGGAGUAGUACUCAAAUGUAAACCUGAACUCAAUCACAUCUUAUUGACUUUAUCAUGUGUGCUCCUACUUCAAUGAAAAACAAAAAAGCGCAUCUGCGCUGCGUUGCGCUCCACCUCUCGAUCUUCGCUGCUCGCUGGGCAAUAUUAUUUGAAGAGGCUGUUGUAGUGGCUGCGGAAAGUAGUAGAACAGGUUCAACUAGUACUGGUGACCCGGUUGAAGCAGGGAGAGGUAUCUGGGAAGAGCGAGACGAACACUACCGCAAAGAGCAGCGCCGACUUCUGGCUACGCGCCUGACCCAUGAUGUGUUUUUGGCCAACGAGAACACGCAAAUCUCCGAGGAGGUCGACGGUCACCAUGUGGCCGCAAAGCAGAAACAAGCAGCGGAGUUUUGGAGAGGAGCUGAAGUAGAAGAAGCGGCCGCAAGUGUUCUCGCGCAAAUCAAGCAGAGCCAGGACGAGGGGACUGGCGCGGCGCAGUGGGCGCAGACCGAGACAGAGAAAAUGAUAAAGCGCACCGGGGGUGACCUUGCUGACGACAGAAUCGAGAUGCGUGACUCGUUCCAGCAGCAACAGCAACUAGAAGAAAUAGAGCCGACCUCUGCGUACAAUCAUGCCACGAGUUUUACAGCGAAAGGAACUGCAGAAGAACCCCCGGGAUCGCCCGGAACCGCAGUUCAAUUUCUGGAAGCGGGAUUCGGAGAACGUCUGCCUUUAGCAGAGGGACAACAGGAACAGCACCGAGGGACGCCGUCAAAUACUAAAGUCGUCAGGAACUACCAGCCCCAGAAAGUACAAGGUGCAAACUCUGUGCCUACUUCCGCGGAAGACGGCACUGAAGCUGGAGAUGGCUUCGCGUGGCAGCAAAAGGUGGAGCGACUGGAGGACGUGGUAAGCGAACUGGGGGAAAUUGUGCGGCACCUGCGGAAAGAGCUGGCAACCCAGCAAGUUUUCCAGAACACGACCGCGGCUCGCAUCGCGAGUGCGGGUGCAGUCAGCGAGAUCAUACAGCAAAACCAAAUCGCGCAUUCGCUUGCGAACAUGCGCAGGGACUUCCUCGUCAUGCUCGUGCUUCUCCUCCUUGGCUAUGGGGCUGUUGUGAUAGGUCUGCUCUUACCCACCAAGCUUGUGUUUUUCCCGCCCGUACUUUACCUUCCGACACCCGAGAACCCCAGUGAAGAUGUUCUUGACCACAGUGAACAACAACAAACAGAAGAUGCAGCAGACGACGCGCUCCGCAAGCAGCGCCAGCGACCGUUGCGAAAAUUCAUGCUGUUGCCGCACGCGUUCGCGGCCGAUGGCACUCUGUCGAGUGUCUGCCAGUUUCAAGGCAGCAGCGCGGGAAAUAUCUGGACCUCUUGCCUCAUCGUCUACGCUGUGUGUGCGCUCCUCUCUCGCUACACGGUGAUUGCCGGCCUCUAUCCGCAUUGGUGCUCGGGCUUGCGCACGUGGUGGCACAGCGCUUCUCCUCUGCUCAAUUUCUCCGGGAUUUCCCCCCUGGAGAUGUUGCUUCGCGUUUUGUGGUUGGUACUUCCGUGUGUCGGCUUCAUGCUCACGGCAGCUGUGCCCAGCCCCACAGCCGACGCUCGUCGUGCAAUGGAACAGGAAAGCACCAAAGAAGCCAGAGAAGCUGUUCCUUCUUCUACCAAAGCCGAAGAAGAUGUUAAAAUGCGCGAAACGGAGACCGAUCGUGUACAAGUGGGAUCCCAUGACGCGAUAGAGUACUUUCGCUUGCGAAACACGCGGUGGCAAGUGGUCUUACACGCGGUGUGGUCUCCUCUCGCGAUGGCAGUGUUGGUACUUUUUCAGACCUACCAGUUUACUUUUGGCGAAGGGAUCUCGUUAACUGCUGCGAUUUUUGGAACGAUGGACGAGCAACUGGUCUUCGACGACGAGGUUCUACAUUACUGGGCACGUCAUCAGGCUCUUGGCGUAGAAGGAGUCUGCUCACCCCAGGAGCUUUCCUUGCGUGUGCAGUGGGCACCAAUGAUUUUCCGGCUUCGCGCUCUGUUCCUGGUGUUCUCGUGGAUCUUCUGUAGUGGAUUUGCGAUUCUCGUUUCCUUGCUUCCUCAGCGACAUGAUCGCGAACGCAGACCCUUCUCGACGACAUCCACUCCGAUUUUCCUGCCGUACGACGGAAGCGCCAGCCUUCUGCUUCCGAAGAUUUCCUAUGUACUCGAAGUGGCAGCAAUACUGUGCGUGCUCUGCUUGCCGUUCUUCCCCGUGAUGUACAACCUCUCCUUUCGCUUUGCCCUAGCGCCCGGACACGUUGCGGAAGACUACCAGCAAAUCCUGAUCGGCAGUGGUGAAAAUCUUCGGCACAUUUACAACAUUUUUUGGCACGAUAAGGAAGAAGCACCCGUAAAAUGGCGGGAGCCGAGGGUGAGGGGACCCGGUUUUGCGCCCGGCUUGAUAGACUAUCAGUGCACGACCAGCUGGGGCACGCACACGUGGAGGGAUCCGUCACUGUGCGAAUGGAUUCCGGGGUGGAACCAAACCGAGAAUGGGACAAACAUGUAUUUCUGGGACUGGGCGCCCUAUUAAUGUUUAUUUUC
Amoebophrya sp. A120 is the source of this 2627-nucleotide messenger RNA. Lineage: Eukaryota; Dinophyceae; Syndiniales; Amoebophryaceae. The record is from the annotation of a GenBank genome assembly.